This is a messenger RNA of Salvelinus namaycush (lake trout), 1205 nucleotides long. Its product is annotated as zinc finger protein ZIC 5-like. Gene Ontology annotation, cellular component: nucleus. Gene Ontology annotation, molecular function: DNA-binding transcription factor activity, RNA polymerase II-specific; RNA polymerase II cis-regulatory region sequence-specific DNA binding. The record is from RefSeq and is a predicted model, not a curated record. Lineage: Eukaryota; Metazoa; Chordata; Actinopteri; Salmoniformes; Salmonidae. The transcript has 2 exons. Gene Ontology annotation, biological process: regulation of transcription by RNA polymerase II; central nervous system development. Bases 259 to 1179 code for a protein of 306 amino acids.
CAUUUUACACCAUUGGGAUACAGUCACAGAUCUGCCAGUUUUUCUUACAACUAUGUGGGGACGGACCACCUGGUUCUAACCGGGUUUACGGCCAAUUUACAGAAUAUGCCUCAUGCUACUCGGUAGUCCAAAACCUGGGCGGACCGCGUUAAAAUCAACGUGGUUUCCCCAAAUCAGCGCGGUUUCUAUCUGCAGCUGCAGGAAGCAUAAAGGACAGAGAAAGGCAAGACAGCCAGCUCGAGGCCCGUCUCUACUACCAUGCAGCGGCCGGGUGGUCGCCAUCGCCACAAUGGCCACUCUCUGCUCCGCAAUAACAAUUCCAUGAUCUCAUACAUCGCUUCUCCUCCACCGCGCGCUUCCUCCACGGGCGCCUAUACGGAAUACUCCACCAACAACAACAGGCCGAUAAAGCCCGAGCUGGUCUGCAAAUGGACGGACCACGAGCACCGUGACCGAACUUCAAAACAAAGGAUAUGCGACCAAACUUUCAGCUCCAUGCACGAGCUGGUGGACCACGUAAGCACCGAGCACGUCGCUGGGCUCGAGCCCCUGAGCCAUGUUUGUAUGUGGGAAGAAUGCCUGAGAGAAGGAAAGGCGUUUAAAGCCAAAUAUAAACUGAUAAACCACAUCAGGGUACACACUGGGGAGAAACCGUUCUCCUGCACUUUCCCAGACUGCGGGAAAGUGUUUGCUCGGUCGGAAAACCUCAAGAUUCACACGCGCACGCACACAGGUGAGAAGCCAUUUCGGUGUGAGUUCCCCGGCUGCCUGCGGAAAUUUGCCAACAGCAGUGACCGUAAGAAGCACUCGCAGGUCCACACCAGCGCCAAACCGUACGACUGCAAGUCCCACGGCUGCUUCAAGUCCUACACACACCCCAGCUCCCUCCGAAAACACAUGAAGAUCCACCUCAACGCCCUCAAGUCCUCUCCCACCUCCGAACCCAUAGACCUGUCAUUCACAGGGAUUCUUGGGAAACGUAGUUCCCAGGAUUACGUAGCUUCACGGACUAACUGCUCCUCCUCCAGGCUCUCGCUGCCUCCGGCGGUGUCCAACAUGAAGGAGUGGUACGUGUGUACCAGGACCACAGGUCAGGGACAGAACUACCUCCAACUCACAGCAGACCAGAUCAAGUCAGAACCGUGUAGUGGUGAUGAGAAGUAUUAUAACACCACGUAGCAGCAGCAGAAUGCGUUGCAUUAUGG